AUGAAUCAGCAACUCAAUGUUUGGCUUGAGAACAAGCAGCAUUCCAUAGAAGGCCAUAUUUUCCAAUGCACUCUCAAAUUUGAUGACAGAGUUAUCUAUGGGCCCAUCUCAUGCCACGACAAUACGGUUGCUCUGGGAGACGCCAUCCAUAAUGCCGACAGCCGCUUUAAGAUGUCCUUUGACAAGAAGGACCACACAGUUGAAGGUCACACACGCUACAUCAGCGUGAAGUCGGGGGACAAAGUUCUUCUAGACAAACUCUCUACUCACGAUAAUAUGGCUGGGUUGGUUGCUGCGAUCGACCUCGCUCUUGACAUCGCUCAGGUCCGCGAAACAGACUAG
Cryphonectria parasitica EP155 is the source of this 342-nucleotide messenger RNA. RefSeq lists its product as uncharacterized. The transcript has a single exon. NCBI's taxonomy places the organism in Eukaryota, Fungi, Ascomycota, Sordariomycetes, Diaporthales, Cryphonectriaceae. The record is from RefSeq and is a predicted model, not a curated record. The coding region runs from base 1 to 342 and encodes 113 amino acids.